Phytophthora sojae is the source of this 2157-nucleotide messenger RNA. RefSeq lists its product as hypothetical. The coding region runs from base 1 to 2157 and encodes 718 amino acids. The transcript has 4 exons. Lineage: Eukaryota; Oomycota; Peronosporomycetes; Peronosporales; Peronosporaceae. The record is from RefSeq and is a predicted model, not a curated record.
AUGCGCAUUUUCCAUCUCUUCACACUAAACAACGAAGAAGAGCUGGUGAUCUACUAUGUGGUCGUGGGAGCCUUCCUGGAGGAGUUCGUUGUGAUCCUAAAGUCCAGUGAGGACGUCGCAGCUCUCACGCUAGCUAUCAAAAAGGCCAGUAUCGGUCUCGAUGACGUCGACCUGGACGAGUUGGAACUAUAUCUCGCCCAACAGCCCACCGGAGGGUGGCUCCCAUGCGACUCGGACGAACUGAAGGCUCUGAAGGAGGGAAACGAAGGUAUGAUCGACAAAUUUUGUCACUUCGAUGUGGCCACGUUGGGUCGGAGGAAUAUUCACGUUCUCGUCGGCAUCAACUACAAGAUGACAGUGGAAGAGCGACUCCGACGCAGCCACGAAGUGCGAGACGCCGAGGUGGAGCUGUGGUGUUUAGUCGUUGGAGACGGCACAUCGGUCUUCCCCGUGAUCAUCAAGAAGCUUGCUCUCAUUCAGGACCUGCAGUGGAGGCUGAAAAUGCGUAUAUAUCGGGCCGGAAAUGAGGAAGUUGCGGACAGGUUGCUUCGGAAAAAGCUGGAUCCUCUCAAAACUAUCGCGGAGGUUUUUCACGACUUCGAGGAGCACACGGUCCACUUUCUGGCGCUCCCACCGUCGAAGUUUGAUGUGAGUGAGUACGAAAGAAGCUGGUCGUCCUCAGAUUCGGACGAUGAGGCGCCAAGUGAAUACGUAAGAAGCUGGACACCCACAGAGCCGUACGAGGAAGCGGCAGAAUUGUUGAAGAAUGCCCAGGAGGUGAGCGAACUCGUGGCAAUUGUGAACGACUUGGCAAGCCUCAGCGCUGACGUCCCAUACACCAUCCCCUUCAUUAUGCUGGCAAGUUCUUCCGGAACGGGCAAGACUCAGAUGGCCUUUAAUUUGAUGGCUCGGGAUGAUCUUGACGUUUUUUGUUUCGCGUGUGUAAAUGACGGGGAAGUUGUGCGCUUGGCGUUUUGUUACCGCUCGUCAGCAUUCAUCCAGUGUGUGGAUAAAGACAUUCGUGAAGUCGGUGAAGCUGGAGUGUUUGAGAUAUCACAGCAGUCGGAGUUGUAUACCUACGCGUUCAUUCGGACGCUGCUGAGUGAUCUCCCUGGCUUUACUGGUACACGAACCAGAGCAGAAGUUUUGGAUGCGAUAAAUGCCCGUCGAGCGAGAGGCAGGCACUGCGUCUUCUUCCUCGACGACUACCCACACAUCGACAACAGCAUGAGCGAAGAAGAAAAGAACUUGUGGACUCGAAAGAUGAGAUUCAUGCGAAAUGUCUUCCGCUCGUUCGGGUUGGUGGUUAUCGUGAGCGCGUCUAACAAAGCGGCCAAAAGUAUUCUGACGACAGCCGUCAAGGCCCAAACACACGACGAACUGUGGUGUGUCGUGUACCCGUUGCUCCCUCGCUUUGAAGACCCGUCCCUGAAGAGCCUGCCACGCGAGUUACAGACGAUUAUUACAUGUAGCAGACCGAUGUUUGGGAACCCAGCGAUGGAAUACGUGAGCUCACAUCCUUACGACGAGGGCAUGGGUGUUGAGAAGUACAUGAACACAAUGGUUCAGUCCCUAGCUCGAGCUUUUGUCUAUGGAGGACGAUACACUCCUGAAAACGUCAACGAAAGUCAUGCGCGACUGUUUCUCGCGUCCAGCUACAGAAAGAGCAACAGUGAAUAUGGCGAUACGAAUGGCCCCGCUGGAGACUUUUCCCGUCUGUAUGAAACGAAGAUGUUCGAGCUCUGGCUUCGUGGUUGCGAGUACCCUGUAAAAGGCAACCUCAGCCAGGGAACGCUUACGAAGGACGAUCUGGUGGCAUGUUUUGAUCGAGUUCCCGCCGAAUGCACCGUCGUCUUGUUCUUCCUACAAGACAUGAAGGAUCUGCUUUCUUACUUUAAGAAGCGAAAGCAAAAGCGCGAUCGGAAGAACAAGAAGCGGAAGUUCGACGAUGUUACUCGUGAAUGUCCAUGGCUACUCCGUGCUGUCUUCUACGGCGUGAAUCGCGUCGAGGAUGGCAUGUUGGGAGUGGAGACUGAGAGCGUCUCGGUUCGUCACAUGAGGAACAACUGCAACAAUGCUGAAUGCACUGGGAAGCGCGCGUGUGAACAUAUCGAUAAGCUGGUCAUUCUGGUAGAACUGCCGGAAAGCAGAGCGUAA